AUGCCUGCGGAAAACUUGCCUAGCGAGCUGCAUUUGUCACACAACCGCAUCACUUUGAGCGGUUUUCACGAUUUGGUGCAGGCAAUUGAGUCGAAAUGGCGCCAACUUUCAAGACCUCCAGUGUGGCUUCGUGUCGAGGGGAAUGGUGUGGACGAUUCUGCCAUUUGUGCUCUUGUUACAGCCGGCCGGGCCGUUCUAGCGGCUAGCCUGAGAGCUCCUGAGCGCCAGAGCGGCAAGGUGCCUUUGUCAUUUCCAUCUUUUCAUGGAAAGUCUUUGCAGCUUCACGAUGCACCGUUCCAGCUGAAGCCAUUCCAGCGUCAAAAUGAAAUGUUUGGUGGGUCCAAUGCAAAAACACAUGCCAACUGCCCCAGCAACCUCCCAAUGUCGAAUGCUGCUCUCCUCGCCAGUGACUUCCAGGCAAGCAGCGCCUCAGGAGUCAGCAUGCAGAGCACCCCUUGCAAUGUGCAGUCUGCUCAUGUGUUCCCUCCACUCCCACCUUUGCCAUCUGAUGGCCACGGACCCCCCACAAUGCAUUCGAGUCCUUCAAGCUGGGCAGCCCACGGACCCAAUGAAAUGACCAUCACAGCAAUCUCUCAAAGCCAUCGAAGUCAUGACAUGCCCUUCUCGCACCCAAGCCGCGGGGGCUCUGCGGGCCAAAUGCAGCACUUCGCACCCAUAAACUCUGGGCUUGGAAGCCCCCAGCCUCCUGCCAUGCAGGCCAAUCAUGGUAGCUGGGGUUGCAAUGGGGUAGGGUGUGGGGUGUUUGGCAACUGUGGCUGUGGUGGAUGUGCUGGUGCCUUCAGUCCACCAUUUGGAGGCCAGCAAGGGCAGCAAAUGCAACCCGCGCAAGAUCAGUUGUCAUUUAUGCAGCAGAGCCAGAUGCAACUUAUGCAAUCACUCCCAACGCAGGAGUUCCAAAGCAUGCGAGGUCACACACAUCUGCAGCCAGUGCAGCCAAUGCAUGCCACUGGACACCCCCAGCUUCAAAGCCCUACUCAAAGCUUCACAGGCCCUCAACUUUCCGCACAACCAGCCUUUCAGCAUCCCUUCGAACAUCCCACACCCACGGAGCAACAUUCUCAGCGAUUGGUUGGCUCACGUGGACGUUCUCGCAGCCCGCGCCACGGCGUGGAAUCAAGAAGUGCACCUCAAUCUGGCGGUGAGCUUGUGUGA
Durusdinium trenchii is the source of this 1173-nucleotide messenger RNA. The record is from the annotation of a GenBank genome assembly. NCBI's taxonomy places the organism in Eukaryota, Dinophyceae, Suessiales, Symbiodiniaceae.